Perkinsus marinus ATCC 50983 is the source of this 606-nucleotide messenger RNA. RefSeq lists its product as hypothetical. The transcript is spliced from 5 exons. The coding region runs from base 1 to 606 and encodes 201 amino acids. Lineage: Eukaryota; Perkinsozoa; Perkinsida; Perkinsidae. The record is from RefSeq and is a predicted model, not a curated record.
AUGUCCAUGCUGAGACACGCCAAGAACCAGCCAGACCCGAUAGUCAAGCAAGCGGAGAUGAUGCUUCUAUCGAGACGUCGACUGGCAGUCAGUGAAGGCCAAAAUCGCACGGGAGAAAGCGGAAGAGAGGAACAAUGGAGUCGAUACGCCAGUGACCCAGUCGAAGGCCGCACUUCCACUCGAGAUUCCCGACUCCCCAAGGGUGAAUGUCGAUCCCGGCAUAAACUCAGAAGACGUCAAAAUUUAACCCACUAUGCUCACACUCGUGGCAACGGGGAGGGCUCAACACUCGUCAUGAUACAUACUUGUCGAGACAUUCGGCUCCCAAUACAAGUGGAAGCUAUCACUAGAUCGACGAUACGUGAUGCUUACAUCAGAUCCUUGACAAACUGGAAACCGGUCCCACGUUUUACAAUAAGAUGCCGCACCAACCUUGUCACGACAGUAGUCAUCCCAGUUCGUAACAAGCAUGGUUUGAACACCGGUUGUACCACUCGACAUGCUAACAUCCGAGUCUACAACAUCAGUAUCAGCCUGGCGUCGUCCAAGUACACUGUUGAUGAUCGCGGACUCGGUACAGCUAUUGAGACUACCGUGGCAGAUUGA